Messenger RNA from Benincasa hispida (wax gourd), 423 nucleotides. Lineage: Eukaryota; Viridiplantae; Streptophyta; Magnoliopsida; Cucurbitales; Cucurbitaceae. The record is from RefSeq and is a predicted model, not a curated record.
AUGGAGUACGAGGUUUACAAGAUGGUCAAACAGUGUAAUAUGAAUUUAGCCCAAGCUGAUGAAGAAAGGCUCCUUGAACUUCAAGAAUUGGAAAAGUUGAGACGUGAAGCCUACAAGAACUCUAGAACCUACAAGGAGAAAGCCAAACUAGUUCAUGACGGUCUCGUAAGGAAAGACUUUAGGGUUGGUCAAAAAAAAUUUCUUUUCAAUUCAUGCCUCCAACUCAUGCUAGGUAAGCUUAAAUCCAAGGGGCUUAGACCAUUUGAAGUUGUUAAUGUUUUUCCCUAUGGUGCAGUGGAGAUUAGAAGCUUGGACAUAGGAAAAGAAUUCAAGGUGAAUAGGCACCGUCUCAAAAUCUUUAAUGAAGGGGAAGUGAACCUUGCUCACUUGGGCCUGGUUUUGACUUUAACCUCGUACACUUGA